GAACCAAGCCAGGUGUUUGGAUUUAGAUUCCCUCUUGAACCGAAUUCUCGUCAUUUAAAAUUAUAUUUAAUUGUUUUUAAAAGAAUCAAAUGGACCAAGGGACGUGUGUCAGACCCUUUUUGUUUAAAGGCAAACACAAACUGUGAAGAAGAAUGAUAGAACACAAGAGGAAGAAAGAGGAGGAGCCAGGGGAUGGUAGAGAACAGGCUUUGGAGGUAUACACAGAUAGGACUCUUCCUGAGUUGAGCUGUUUGCUGUGUGGGGCUCUUCUCUGCUGUGUCCGCUCCUGAGCCAUGGACUAAACCUGCACACACUGCUGCUUUGAAAGAUUUGAGCCACAUUCCAAGGCUGGGUGUAAGGCAGCAGUUCAGUACCUGCGUCUGCUCUGUGUGAAUCAUCAAUGGAGCUCACACAAGAAGAGACGCAGUUCUUCCAGAAGGAUACAAACAUCCGGCUUUUUGGGGCAUUUGGAUGAGCGACCAAGAGAGCAGCACCUCGGCCUCUCAGACAGAGGGAGAAUUUGAGGGAGACAUGGAGGGGGACGAAGAACUAGAGGAAGGACCGAAAGACUCGCCCCCCAGUCUGUCCUCCACCCUCCGCGCUGUCAUACGCAUUAAACAGAAGUACCAGGCCUUGAAGAGGAGGCGUGAGGAGAUGGCCCUGGGGCUGGGAAGACCCGGGACCAUCACAGGAGCUCCCGCUCGAACCAGCCCCAAAAUCUUCACCUUCGAUGGAGUCACCCCUUCGUCCGCUGUUCCUCAGAAGAAGAAGAGGAGAAGGAGGAGGCGCGUGAUGUAUCCUAAUGGAAAUAGGCAAAGAGCCCCCCCGAAGCAGGAGCGCAGCAGAGCCAAAUACUGCCUUUACCUGCUGUUUGCCAUCGUCUUCCUCCAGGUGUACAACGCCAUAGAGAACCUAGAUGACCACGUACUCCGAUAUGACCUGGACGGGCUGGAGAAGACCCUGAGGAGAGAGGUGUUUGGACAGCAGGGAGCAGUGGAAGGGCUGCUUUCCCACCUGCAGGACUACCUGUCCACCUACGUCCACAACAAGCCCCUCGUGGUGUCCGUGCACGGCCCAAGCGGAGUGGGCAAGAGCCACUUGGGACGCCUCCUGGCCGGACACUUCCGCUCAGUGGUGGGGGAGUCGCUGGUGCUGCAGUACUACGUCCUCCACCACUGCCCCCAGGAGGCCGACGCCCUGCAGUGCGCCCACAACCUCUCCACGCUCAUCUCCCAGAUGGUGGUACGUGCCGAGGAGGAGGAGAAGAUCCCGCUCUUCAUCUUCGACGAGGCCGAACACAUGCACGGGGAGAUCCUGGACGAGCUGUGGCAGCUUGUGACCUCCAAGAAGUCCAAUGAAUACUUGAACGCCAUCUAUCUGUUCCUGAGCAAUCUGGGUCAUGCGCACAUCACCAAACAUAUGUUACACAACUCCUCAUGUAGUUCUAUGGCGUUGACAGCAUCCAUUCGCCAUAGUCACCUUGUAAAAGAGCUGACUCCAAUAUUACGCAGCACUCUGGAGAAUCUUCACUCGCUGUGGACAGAGGUGGACAUCUUACCUCUGGGCCUUUUGGAGAAAGGUCAUGUGAUAGAGUGCUUCCUGGAUGAAAUGACUCGAGAGGGGUUCUACCCAGAUCAUACCAACAUAGAACGCCUCGCAGGGGAGAUUGAAUAUUACCCUGCUGUAGGGGGGCACGAAUAUUCCCAGAUGGGCUGCAAGCAAGUGGUGGCUAAGGUCAACCUGCUGUGAAGUGCUCUUCAGGAAAUGUCUGGAUGCUUCACAUGCUUUAAAUUAUGAAGAAACCGCUCGAGGGAAGUGAGUGGGUUUACAGAACUUGAAUGACACAACUCAGAGUUUUUAAGAGCAGCGACAAACAAGAGGUUCUGCUGUGGGAAGAAGAACGAAACCUGUGAAGAAGUUUGAAGAGGCCCAGUUCAGAAGCAAAACAUGUUUUCUCUCUCAGCUCUGGUCUUAUCUUUUCAUGCAGAUGCUUGUGGCUUUGUUUGCCCGGUAUCUUCUGAGCUUUCUGCCUCCACCCAAAAACAAUGAAAGUAGAUAAAAUGUCAUCUCAUGGCAAAAAUAAUAAUGUUAUUUAACAAUGUUGACAGUUAGGUCAUUAUCAUCAAGUGCAAGCUCUGCAGAUCUCUAGUGAUGACAGAUGGAUACCUGAAGUUUUGUCCCAUCCUUCCUGAUCCCCUGAGGAUGAAUCCUGCUGAGUUAUUUUAUCCCCUGAAUGUUGUUGAUGUUCCACCAGCGAGUAGAAUGUAUCCCUUAUCUUGUGAAAUAAACUGCUCAGUCAAAUUAAGGUCACACUUAAAUCACACAUCAGAUCUUGAUUAACGAAUUAUUUCAAGUUGAAAAUCAUCACUGAUGUACAUUGUGUAAUUUGUUCGGAACAAAAUUACAACGUUCACUGGAAACCCAAAUCAUGAACCCACUGAGGGCUGGAUUCAAAACCACACCAAAAAUCGAAGAAUCUAAGAAACUAUCAUCACAGGCUGAUCCAACUUCCUAGAAGUUCAUCACAACAACUCAUAAUGUGACUCAGUAGUGUGAAUGGAUGGUGCCCUUGGGGAUCUCCGCCCUCAUGCAGUCUGUUUCUGACAGUUUGGUCAGAAACAAGCAGACCAGUAGCCUGAUUAGUCAUUUUGUACAGCUUCUCCUGUUCCUCCUCGCUCUAAGGAGCAGAUACCAGUGCUGCUGUCCUGUCCAGCUCUCCUCCUGGAUGUGUCAUCCUGGAGGAGCUGGACUACCUGUGCAGCCUCAUUGGGCUGCAGGUACCACCUCAUGCAACCAGAUUGCAUGAGGUGCACCAUAGCAGGAGACAUUGAUUCACAAUCACUUGUAAACUAAUUUUUUUGAGCAGUCAAACCGCUUUGCUUGGUGGGUUGGCAGUAAAUCAAGAGACAAUGACUCAGUGUUCAAAUAAGAGAUUAUUGGACUUUUCGGUUUCACCACAUCGAACUUUCCCUUCGUGCAAUACUUUUUAUAGCCCCUCAUAGACUCCUAUCUUAUUUAAAUGUCAUUUCCCAGAUGAAAUGCCAUUCACUUGCAUUUCAAAGGGGUGGAGGCAGGGAUCUCUAGACUGAUAGAUGCUAAUAGAUGUUACUAAGAAUAUGUGUAUUGUGAAUUUGGCUGAAAUGAUCCUUUUACCCCUUUAAGACAAAUCAUAUUUCAGAACAACUGUAUUGGCAGCUCAACCUCACAUGGAUGUGAAUGAGAAACACUUAUUUCUGAUCAUUGCACGGAAUCACACAUAAUCAGGGGAGGAGUUAGACCUGUGUUCCUUCAUUUAGAAAGGGAAGUUCACUUAUUUGUAGUGCAUCACUUAUAAGAACUCAUUAUAGGGUGUUCAGAAGAACUCUUUUUUUUGUCUUACAUUGAAUACAGCAUGAUUUUUUUUAAUGCUAGUGCGAGUGUGAAGAUUUAAAAAAAUCUACAACGCGUACGCCUGUGGCUUCACAGUAUACAGCGUAAGAACGGUAGAUUCUGUCUCUGACCUGCAGAUGGAAAGUGGUGCUAGUGGCUCCUCAUCAGAUCUGGAUUUGUGAUUCUUUACAAGUUUAUUUAUUAAAGAAAGAGGUUUUUGUGUUGAUAUUCUGAAAGUCCACCGGCAAAGAAAUGAGGUCGGUAUUGCCAGACUUGCACUAGCAUUAAUAUACAUGUUGAAUUGAUGGAUUUUUGAAUGUCCUCUGCUCAGAUCAUCUUUCAGUCCAAAUAUUUAGAAUAUCAAAUAAUAAUUGUUAAAAUUAAAGGACAUUAAAACAUG
This is a messenger RNA of Pleuronectes platessa (European plaice), 3769 nucleotides long. RefSeq names its product torsin family 4, member Aa (gene tor4aa). Gene Ontology annotation, cellular component: endoplasmic reticulum lumen; nuclear envelope. The record is from RefSeq and is a predicted model, not a curated record. NCBI's taxonomy places the organism in Eukaryota, Metazoa, Chordata, Actinopteri, Pleuronectiformes, Pleuronectidae. The transcript is spliced from 4 exons. Bases 472 to 1749 code for a protein of 425 amino acids. Gene Ontology annotation, molecular function: ATP binding; ATP hydrolysis activity.